Messenger RNA from Drosophila virilis, 2368 nucleotides. RefSeq names its product nose resistant to fluoxetine protein 6. Gene Ontology annotation, molecular function: acyltransferase activity, transferring groups other than amino-acyl groups. The record is from RefSeq and is a predicted model, not a curated record. Lineage: Eukaryota; Metazoa; Arthropoda; Insecta; Diptera; Drosophilidae.
UCGAUUUUAUGCAGCCAGCACCAGUUGGGAAUUUUAGUUCAUAUCGGAAGGGUGUUUAAUCUUGCACGUGUCGAAAAAAAUGGCGUUUUUUUUUUUUAAUAACCUAAUUUAAUUGUAAAGCGAAUGUCAUUGCUUUUAGUCGAGUUCACAGUUUUGAUGGGGUCGCAUAGCAUAAAUGGGCGCUGCGAAUGCCCGUCUGAAGUGCACGGGUCAAAGUUCGAUGAGAUUUCCAGCAGUCGCUGUCCCGCGACGCACAGUAUUUGAAUAGCAUUUGCUGCGAUCGGUUGUGCUCGGGCCACAUAUAUCGGGAUCAUGUUGGUGCUAAUCCUCUUGGCGCUGCUCGCAGCGCAGACUGAGCUGGUCGGCGGCCUGGAGUCGGGCUCACUGCUGCUGGACUUGACCCAGCUGGCGGCGGGCAAUGUCACGCGAGGGACGACAACCUGUGUGGAGCAGCUGCGAGCGCUUCAUAACGCCUGGCAGCAGGGGCACAGCUGGGCGCUAAAAGCUUUCGAUGCGUCCGGCAGCGGUUAUCACAAUUUGAUGUUGGGCAACAGCCUUUGGCUGGGCAAUCGCUGGACCUGUCGCGCCCUCAACGAGCAGCUGCUGCAGGAGUUUACCCAGCGCCAGGAGCAGCUGCUGCGCCAGCGGGCGCCCUUUGCCCACGAUUAUCGUGUGGUCUAUCUGCAUGCCAAUUCGCCCUGGCAGCUGGCUCUGACCGUCAAGCAGCCGCCGCUGCUGCACAUCGGCCUCUGCGUGCCGCGCAGCUGUGAUCAGCCGCAGCUGGAGCAGCUGCUGCGCCAGUCGCUGCGGCACUUGGAACGCCUGGCGCUGCGGCCCGAGCUGGUGUACACCAAGCAGCCGGAGGCGACUGGCAGCUACUUUGCCGGUCCGGCCUUUCGCUGGCUACUGCUGCUGCUGUCGGCCAGCCUGCUGCUGCUGUUGCUCGGCCGCAGCCGCUUGGCCGGCACCAGCCGGUACGUUGCCUGCUUCGAUGUGGCCACCAACUGGCGGCGUCUGUGGCAGCCGCCCGCGGCGGACCACACGCCCGAAAUCGCCGUCAUCAAUGGACUGCGCGUCUGCAGCGCCAGCGUUCUGCUCGGCGUUCAUGUGGUCUGGUAUCAGUUCUUUUCGGUGCAUCAUUCAGCGCAGCUGGCCGCCAAGCUGACCGAGCUCGCUUACCUGGCGGGCGCAUUGGAGGUGUUCUUUGUCGUCAGCGGCUUUCUGACCGUCUCUAACUUCAUGCGGAACGACGCACUGCAGCGCUCCAUUGCGUCGGACACGCUGGGCGGCAAUGUGCGGCGCUUUGGGCGUCAGCUGGCGCAACGGUAUCUGCGUCUGGCACCGCUGCAGUUGAUCGUCGUGCUGCUGUCCGUGCUGAGCUUCGGCUAUCAUCGGGAGAUGUCGGUUUUCCAUCUGAUCGAGCCGUUGGAUGAGCUCUGCGAGCGGCAUUGGUGGCGCAAUUUGCUCUUUGUCCAGAAUCUGUAUCCAAACAAGGAGAUGUGCUGCAAUUGGACCUGGUCCCUGGGCUGCGAUAUGCAGUUCCACAUUAUGGCCAUGCUGCUGCUCUACAUGCACACGAGAUAUCCACAGCUCGUGCGGCGUCUGGUGCUGAUGCUGCUUUUGGCCAAUGUGCUGUACACGGUGCUGUUGCAGAUCGUGCUCGAUGUGCCCACCACAUUCGAGGCCCUGUACGGCAUCGGCGAUUGGCUGUACACGAAUCCUCUGGUGCGCAUGCUCGCCUACCUCAUCGGCGGUAUUUAUGGCUAUGCGCAUGCGCGCGGCUUGGUCGAACCUUUUGUUGCCCUGUUUCCCAACAAGCUGGCCAAGUGUGCCCUCGCUGGCGUAGCCGUAUGGCUGGCCAGUCGGUUGCAGGUCCUGCAGCUGGCCAGUCCGGCUCUGGUGGGCUGCGGCUUCGUGCUGCUGCGUGGAGCAAUAUCCACGGCGACGGCGCAUCUCAUUUGGUGCAGCUUUCGCAUAGAUGGGUGCACGAGGGUUACGCGUUGGCUGGUGCAUUUUCUAGAGUUGGAUUGGUUUCAGCGUCUCAACCGCCUGAGCUAUGCAUUAUAUUUACUGAACCCCCUGAUCAUACUUAAUUUAUACUACUCUCUCAGCGAUGCAAUUCCAGCGGAUGUUGGCCUUUUGGCAAGUUUGGCUAUUGGCAUUGCCUUUUUACCACUUGUUAACGUUGUUUUUAUUACAGAUCUACCUGUGCGUGGCACAUUUGGUUAUAGUUUUAGUAUUCUCUGUUCCGUUGACUCUGUUCUUCGAGCUGCCCUUUAAUAGGCUGUCAAAUCUAUUGCUAGCAUCAAAAAUUGCAAAUGGUAAAGAAGCUUAAAUAAUAUUUGUUUUGGUUUAUUUUUGUUGCCCG